This is a messenger RNA of Rotaria sordida, 315 nucleotides long. NCBI's taxonomy places the organism in Eukaryota, Metazoa, Rotifera, Eurotatoria, Philodinida, Philodinidae. The record is from the annotation of a GenBank genome assembly.
AUGAAUUUAUUGAACAUUGCUAAACACCUUCUCCAUUUGACUCAAACUGAAUUUGGAUCUGGAAAUUCUGCAACAACUACCGAUGAAAGUUUUGCUGCAGAACAAUUAUUCAAAGUUCUCAAGUCAUUUAAAGAUAGCUACUUCAGUGAGCUGUAUACUUAUGAUAGUCUCGAAUUUGAAGAUGAAUACGCUGAAAUGAUCGAUGAAGAAGAGAGCGACGAUGAAAUGGAUGAUUAUAAUGAGAAUAAUCAUUCUGGUUUACAAAAUUGUUUUACAUUAGAAGAAAUGGAAAAUAUUAUCGAAUGGAUCGACUAA